Messenger RNA from Plasmodium coatneyi, 1212 nucleotides. Its product is annotated as ENTH domain-containing protein. The record is from RefSeq and is a predicted model, not a curated record. Gene Ontology annotation, cellular component: plasma membrane; endosome; clathrin vesicle coat. Bases 1 to 1212 code for a protein of 403 amino acids. Gene Ontology annotation, molecular function: phospholipid binding; clathrin binding. Lineage: Eukaryota; Apicomplexa; Aconoidasida; Haemosporida; Plasmodiidae. Gene Ontology annotation, biological process: endocytosis. The transcript is spliced from 3 exons.
AUGUUAUUAUUUAAAAAGGUUAAUUCAAAGGUGUUAAGCAUAAACAACUAUUUGCAGAAAUAUUUAGAGUCCAAUCAGUUUGAAAAAAACCUUAAAGAAGCACUAAACAACAAAAACUAUGGCGUGUCGAAUAGCCUUCUGUAUGACCUGUCGAUCUCAACGUACGAUGCGAAUUACUAUAAGAGAGUCCUCAGCGAGGUUUUCAAGGCAAUCCAGGAGAAGCCGUCAAAAUGGAGGAGAAUAUACAAGGGAUUAAGACUGUGCGAGUACGUAAUGAAGAACGGGUGCGAGUACUUCAUCAGCGACGUGAAGGAUAAGGAGGAACUCAUUAAAAAGCUGACGCACUUUACCUUUUUAGAAGAUCUAAAAGACAAGGGAGUAUGCAUAAGAGAAAUUUCAAACAAUAUUUUAACCUUGUUAAGAGACAACAAACAUUUGAAGAAUGAAAGAAUGGAAGCUGCGAAAUAUGCAAACAUCUGCACUAAUAUAGAAUCCAAGCCGAUUGAAAAAAAAGGAUUUUUUUCAAGUCGGAAAAAAAAAACAAAAAAUAAAGGGAAGAAAAUGUUGGAGAGUAAUAAAAGAAAUUAUAUGGAUACCAGAACUACAAGAAAUCCACAAGAAAAAAGUAUCUUCGAUCAGAUAGAGGAAGAGAGAAAUAUGCUAAACAAAUAUGCAAGCAAUAAUUACGACAUGAAUGAUAAUGUGCACAGGUCGGAUGACAUGAGAAGAGGCAGUGGAAAUAAUUCUGCCAGUGCGUCUUCAUCAGACUCAGACUCAUCCGACAAUAGUAGUGGCAGCAGCGGAAGCAGUAGCAGCAGUGGCAGUGGUACCGAUGGGAGUAGAAGUCGGAGCAGUGGCUACAUAUCAGGGCAUAAAUCAAGCAGAAGAAAAUCCGGCAGAGGAAGAAAGCACAGAAAUGCAUCUUCACAUUCUUCAAAAUAUUCACGCUCCUCUUCAGCGUCGCAUGAUGGUUCGAGAUCUUCAUAUGUUUCUCGUUCCAAGUCAGCUCGUUCAUCAUCGUGUGUAUCAUCCCGAAGUUCCUCUCGUAACUCGUCUGCCUCAUCCUCUGCGUCGAGAUCGUCGUCACGGUCGUCCCGCUACUCAUCGGCUUCAAGCCACUCCAGUUAUUCUUCAAAGAAGAAAUCCCACGCACGGGAUAAGAAUCGGAAGAGCAGGAGCUCCAGAAGGAACAAGUCGGGGCGCUCCAGAUGA